This is a messenger RNA of Hypomesus transpacificus, 3618 nucleotides long. RefSeq names its product nuclear factor of activated T-cells, cytoplasmic 2. Gene Ontology annotation, molecular function: transcription factor binding; RNA polymerase II cis-regulatory region sequence-specific DNA binding; DNA-binding transcription factor activity, RNA polymerase II-specific. Gene Ontology annotation, cellular component: transcription regulator complex. Lineage: Eukaryota; Metazoa; Chordata; Actinopteri; Osmeriformes; Osmeridae. Bases 638 to 3430 code for a protein of 930 amino acids. Gene Ontology annotation, biological process: regulation of transcription by RNA polymerase II; cytokine production; calcineurin-NFAT signaling cascade. The record is from RefSeq and is a predicted model, not a curated record. The transcript has 10 exons.
UUAAAUUAAAUAGGCCCACGUUAAAAUCUAAAGAUAACGCAUGUAAAAAAAUGUUUUACUGUGCCCCCACAAUUGGACAAACGGUAAAGUUGAGAUGUUAUUGGCUAAUAACGCGGCUUGUCAAAACCAGCUGCUUUGACUUUUAUGCCUCAUGGUGGAGCGGAGUAACGACUCACCCUACUGGUGAAUUUCUGUAAAGUGCACAGUGGGAAUUGAUAAAUAAGACUGGAAGUUCUCCAAUACACUUCUGUGAGGUAAUCUUUGUCCCUCCCUUGUUCUCCUAACUUCAGAUGCACCUGUCGCGGUUGUAAGCCCCAGCUACAGCCUACAACCAGGAAACCUGUUUAAUGGAAUCAUUGGCCAUCAUCCUUGUUUUGAAUAAAUUAGAACGUGUCAUCGUCAUCGUUCAAAGAUAUGAUCUACAUCUGAACCGUAUAUAUAAUGCACAUCAUUUCUAGGCUCAGUGAAACGCUCGGAGUCACCGGUAUCAGAUGCGUGCAUCAACGCAGGCAGGAAGCCGCGCAGCAACGGUUUGAUCUCUCAUGUUCUGGUCACAAAGUUCCAUCGAAACAAGAAGGCUACAACCUUUUGCACACAUUUCGAUAAUUUUUUAUUUCUAGAAAACUGACCGACAACGAUGGCGUUUUCAUAUGGAGACUUGGAUCCAAACUAUGUGAAACCAACGGAGGGCCAAGAUAACAGUGAAGAAGACCUGGACUUUUCCUAUCUGUUCCAUUACAACCGACCAGAAUUUUCCACUGGGGGUGACAACGGGAAUAGCCCCCAUCCUGCUCUGCUGCCCCAGCUAUGUGAAGACAGCUACCCUGACGACCCCAGCCAACAAUCAUACCUUCUCCCCGGGUCUGGAGCUGGGCUCGACCCCCUGGAGCUUCUAGCCAACGGACCAGGACUGGCCCCUACUCCCAGCCCCAGGAUCGAGAUCACUCCAUCGUGGGAGCCUCUCCAGCCGCUGUCCCUGGACUGCAGCCCCGGCUCCACAGCCCUGAUGGCCUACAGGGAGCAGCAGUGCCUGAGUCCUGCCAGCAGCAACUCCUCCACAGGCUGGCUGGCAGAGAGCAACUCACCCUGGACCUCACCUUGCGUCUCCCCCAGUGGAGGUGGAGGGGGAGUGGGGCAGCUGGCCCAGGACCUGUGCCCCGGGCUCCAGGGGAUAUCCACCUCUUCAGGCCACUCCUCCCCAGGCACGUCCCCCCGUAACAGCAUCACAGAGGAAACCUUCCAGCUCCUGCAGAGCCAACGGACUUCCUCCGCCUCUCCAAACCCACACUCCCUCUCCCACCUCCGCUCACGCUCCGCCUCACCACAGGGGAAACGAACCUAUGACCAGUACAGUGGAAGCCCCUGCCUGGGGACCCCAGUCUACCCGCGAUCUCGGAGCCCCAGCCCCGGCCCACUGAUCCCCCAGGGAUCUCACCACCAACUCCAGCCCCAGGCUCCACUCCAGCUCCAGGCUCAGGCCUCACCCAACCUGGAGGAGCUUCUAAGUAGCCCCUACAGAGCAGUGUCGUCCAAGAUGGUGCGGAACAGCAAGGAGAGCUAUGUGUGGGGGGAGACCCAGACUCAGGGUAUCCUGUUUGGCGAGAACCAGACACAGGACACUCCAUAUGGGGACACCGAGAACCAGAGUAGUCUGUAUGCUGACACGAAGGUCUGGGUCUGUGAGCAGGAGAGGAGAGGCCGGCCUGAAUCUGGGCCUGGUACUGGGCUUGGUGCUAGACUUGACACCCUCUAUGUGCUCCCACCCAUCUGGUCUUCCCCUCUGACCCACAAUGGAGCCUUAAGUGUCCCCGCGUUGUCCUCGGUGCCCCCUCUGGAUUGGCCUGUGCCCAGCCAGUCAGGGCAGUACCAGCUCCAGAUCUUGCAGCAGCCCCGGCCUCACCACCGGGCCCACUACGAGACCGAGGGCAGCCGGGGGCCCGUGAAGGCACCUGGGGGAGGACACCCAGAGGUCCAGUUGUGUGGGUACAGAGGCUCAGGGCCCCUGGGUCUGCUGGUGUUCAUCGGAACGGCCGACGAGAAGGUCAUGAGACCCCACUCCUUCUACCAGGUCCACCGGAUCACGGGCAAAACGGUCACCACCCCCAGCCUGGAGAGAACUGUCCAGGGCACCAAGGCUCUGGAGCUGCCUCUGGAGCCUAGCAACAACAUGAGAGUAGUGAUUGACUGUGCCGGAAUCUUGAAGCUGAGGAACGCUGAUAUCGAGCUGAGGAAUGGAGAGACGAACAUCGGGCGUAAGAACACGCGGGUUCGCCUGGUGUACCGCGUCCACAUCCCAGAGCCAACGGGUCAGGUGGUCUCCCUGCAGGUGGCCUCCCAGCCUAUCGAGUGCUCCCAGAGAUCGGCCCAGGAGUACCCCAGGGUGGAGAACCAGGAUCUGGAGUGCUGUUCGGUUCUGGGUGGGCAGCAGAUGAUCCUGUUGGGUCAGAACUUCACCUCCGAGUCCAGGGUGGUGUUCACUGAAAAGACACAUGAAGUGCAGAUCUGGGAAGCAGAGGCCAAUGUGGACAGAGACAAGAGCCGCCCGAACAUCCUGUUUGUGGAGGUGCCUCCGUACAGAGACCUGAGCCUUCACCAAGCAGUCCAGGUUAACUUUUUUGUGAUGAACGGUAGGCGCAAAUGCAGUCUGUCCCAGCCCUUCACCUACGCUCCCCUGACAGCUGUGAAGAGAGAGCCCGUGGAUGACUACCAGUACAGUCUGCUAGGCUGUGCUGUGUCCCAGGCCUCCAGACAGACUGUUACACCAGGUUACCACACCCAGAGUACCCACCUCAUCCCCAGCCACCACUCCAUGCCAGGCACGGCACCCUACCAGCAGCUGGGGGUAGUGCCCGACCACAGUGACAGCUUUUACCAGGCCCAGUACAAGCCCCCACCUGCCUACCACCCCACCAGCAUCAACCGUGCUCACCAGCCUCCAGGAUCAGGGGCCACGUUUACCGGUGGCGGCCCGGCCCAAACUCUCACCAGGCCCCAGCAGGGUCAGCCUUGCCAGGCUCCCCAGCCAGGGCCCCAGUCCCAGGUCCUGCACGCCAGUCAGCAUGUUGGAAUAGGUGCCCUGCCAGACCAGACCAGACCAGGUGACAGAGAAUACCUGGCUCCAGUGUCGCCCUGCCCUGUUGGAGCUUCGCCAGGGGCCAGUGGUGGCCAGAUGUAUCGAGGGUAUGUCCAGGUCCAGACAGUGCUGCCCUUGGGCAGGUCCCCACCAUGCUACACCCAGGGUCUGGUCCACAGAGACCCAGAACCCAGAGCCAGAUCUGGACAGGACCAAGGAUGUCAGAGCUUGGCCCAGAGAGGCCCAGCGACCAGCUGCCUGUCUGGGCUGAUCCCUGGGAAAAUCACAGUCAAGCAGGAGAACUUGAACCAGAACUAUUUGGAUGACGUGAAUGAUAUCAUCAGCAGCAACCUGUAAAUCAAUGACAGGAGACCAGGUUUGAAGCUCCUCUGAGGUUAACCACCAAUACCAGGCCAGACCAGGCAACUCCUGGCAUGGUCCUACUGACCUUUCCACUGUUAUUAUACAUGUUUGAUAAGCCUGCUGUUUUAUUGUAAAUACAUGCAUAGUGUUACUACGGGAUGAUUAAAAAUGUGCCUUAAUUA